This is a messenger RNA of Python bivittatus (Burmese python), 1374 nucleotides long. RefSeq names its product hyaluronidase Eo Hy-1-like. Gene Ontology annotation, molecular function: hyalurononglucosaminidase activity. Gene Ontology annotation, cellular component: cytoplasmic vesicle. NCBI's taxonomy places the organism in Eukaryota, Metazoa, Chordata, Lepidosauria, Squamata, Pythonidae. Gene Ontology annotation, biological process: hyaluronan catabolic process; carbohydrate metabolic process. The record is from RefSeq and is a predicted model, not a curated record.
ACCGUAUCAGAAAAACUACAUAUUAUGUCUCGUCUAUGGAUUAAGUGCCUGGCGGUUUGGAUAUUAUUGAAGGGAGUUAAUGGCGAUAAUGUUAUGCAGACCAAAGCUCCUAUGUAUCCCGACCAACCUUUCAUUGUGUUCUGGAAUGCCCCUACAGAACAAUGCCGGCUGCGCUACAAAGUGAAUUUAGAUCUCAAUACUUUUCACAUUGUACCAAAUCCCAAUGAGACUUUAAGUGGGUCUGUUGUGACAAUAUUUUACCCUACCCAUUUGGGGAUCUAUCCCCAUAUUGACGACCAUGGGCAUCUCAUCCAUGGGGUUAUACCACAGAAUGAAAGCCUCACCAGACAUCUCACUAAAAUGAAAUCAGAUAUCAACCGGAUCAUCCCAUUGAAGAGAUUCCAUGGACUUGGAGUCAUUGACUGGGAAAACUGGAGACCCCAGUGGGAUAGAAACUGGGGCAGUAAAAAUGUUUACAGAACCAAAUCUAUUGAAUUUGCUAGAAAAUUGCACCCACAGUUGCCUGAAGCCAAACUCAAGAAAAUUGCUAAGGAAGAAUAUGAAAAAGCUGGGAAGAACUUCAUGAAGGAUACACUUAUACUAGCUGAAAAAAUGAGACAAAGUGGAUAUUGGGGUUAUUAUCUGUAUCCAGAUUGCUAUAAUUAUGAUUAUAAAAACAGACCUGAUCAAUACACAGGCAAAUGUCCAAAUAUUGAAAUUUCACGGAAUGAUCAACUACACUGGCUAUGGAAAGAAAGUACUGCCCUUUUUCCUUCUAUAUAUCUUGAAAUCAUAUUGAAAUCAAGUGCCAAUGGUUUGAAAUUUGUGCACCAUCGCCUUAAGGAAUCAAUGCGCAUUGCUUCCAUGGCUAGAAAAGAUUACGCCUUGCCUGUUUUUGUAUAUGCCAGGCCAUUCUAUGCUUAUACCUUUGAACCUUUAACAGAGGAAGACUUGGUGACUACAGUUGGUGAAACUGCAGCAAUGGGGGCAGCAGGAAUUGUCUUUUGGGGAGGCAUGCAAUAUGCCAGUACUGUUGAUAGCUGUCAAAAAGUGAAAGACUACAUGAAUGGUGCAUUGGGACGUUACAUCAUUAAUGUGACUUCUGCAGCCAAGAUUUGCAGCAAGGUCCUUUGCAAGAAAAAGGGAAGAUGUAUUCGUAAACAUAGUGACUCAAAUGCCUUUUUGCACUUGUUUCCUGAAAGUUUUAGGAUCAUAGUGUAUGCCAAUAACACUGAGAAGAAAGCGAUUGUGAAAGGAAAACUGGAGUUGGAGGAUUUGAAGUUUUUAAGAGAUAAAUUUAUGUGUCAGUGUUAUGAAGGCUGGAUGGGAGAUUUUUGUGAAGAGCGUUCUGUAAAAAAAAUAUACCAAAUAUAA